This is a messenger RNA of Macrosteles quadrilineatus (aster leafhopper), 811 nucleotides long. RefSeq names its product peptidoglycan-recognition protein LF-like. Gene Ontology annotation, biological process: peptidoglycan catabolic process. The transcript is spliced from 4 exons. NCBI's taxonomy places the organism in Eukaryota, Metazoa, Arthropoda, Insecta, Hemiptera, Cicadellidae. Gene Ontology annotation, molecular function: zinc ion binding; N-acetylmuramoyl-L-alanine amidase activity. The coding region runs from base 34 to 720 and encodes 228 amino acids. The record is from RefSeq and is a predicted model, not a curated record.
CUCAUGUGAAUCAUGUGUAGCUGGCUUUAACUAAUGGUUAGUGAACCUGAAAAUGAAACUCCAAAAAACAACGUCGAAGACCCUAAAGAUGAAAAAGAAAAGGUUACAAAAUUUGAAGAUGUGGAAGAGAAGAUUUUGGUGUAUGGUUCAAACAGGACCGUCACGCCAGAAGAUAAAGAUAAAGAAAAAGAAAUUAAAAAGAUAAAACCUUUGAAAAUGGUGACGAGGGAGCAAUGGGGGGCAGACCCUCCUACAAGACUGAACCCAUUUGUGGGAGUGGCGCAAAGUGUUCGGCUUAUUUUUACCGACUCCAAACCUUGCCGGAGUAAGAAAACGUGUAUUAAAGUGAUCAAGAAACUGCAAAGAACUCACAUGCGCCAAGGGCUGUCAGAUAUUGCAUAUAAUUUUCUGAUUGGAGGAGAUAUACGCGUCUACGAGGGUCGUGGAUGGAAGGAGCAUCCAGGCAUGACAGUAGGCACGCAGAACUUUAGGACUUGUGAUGACUUGGUGGUCGCCUACGUUGGAACAUUUGAUGACAACAUGGAGUACCCAGAGAUGGCUGACAAGGCACUGGAGGUGCUUGACUACGGCUGGGCCUGCGGGUACAUGACAGGUGAUAUCGCUUCUAGUGGAGGACAAGCGCCCCCAGCGUCAUUUGCCAACACCGGCAUUGACAUCCCUUACCGACCUGAGUCCAUGUAUGCAUCCACAUACGACUAACUGGAAACAAAUAACAUUAUUUUGCAUAAUACCUUUUAUUAAAUUACAAGAUAGUAACAUAAUUUGAAAUAUUUACCAGGACUGUUCGACU